GUUGGUGUGACCAGGCUGGUUUUGUUUCCUCAGCAAUUGAUGAGUACAAGCCCCUGGAUGCCACCACGAACCCCUCCCUGAUCCUGGCUGCAGCUCAGAUGCCAGUGUACCAGAAACUUGUGGAUGAUGCUGUUGCCUAUGGGAAGAAGCUUGGUGGGUCAGAAGAGGAACAGAUCAAAAAUGCUUCUGACAAACUGUUUGUGUUGUUUGGAGCUGAGAUCCUGAAGAGGAUACCUGGGCGUGUGUCCACAGAAGUAGAUGCAAGGUUGUCCUUUGAUAAGGAAGGAAUGAUCCAAAGGGCCAGGCGCCUGAUCGACCUUUACAAGGAAGCAGGAAUUGGUAAAGAUCGGAUUCUCAUCAAGCUCUCUUCAACCUGGGAAGGAAUCCAGGCUGGCAAGGUUCUGGAGGCAGAGCAUGGGAUUCACUGCAACAUGACCCUGCUGUUCUCCUUUGCUCAGGCUGUUGCCUGUGCUGAAGCUGGAGUUACUCUCAUUUCCCCCUUCGUGGGAAGGAUCCUGGAUUGGUAUGUUGCAAAUGGAGACAAGAAAACCUAUGAGCCUUCAGAGGACCCAGGAGUGAAGAGUGUCACCAAGAUCUACAACUACUACAAGAAGUUUGGCUACAAGACCAUUGUGAUGGGAGCAUCCUUCCGCAACACGGGAGAGAUCAAAGCCCUCACAGGCUGUGACUAUCUCACCAUCUCCCCCAAACUCUUGGCAGAGCUCAGCAAAGAGCAUGUCAAGUUGACUCCCACACUCAGUGUCAAAGAGGCCCAGGCCUGUGAGCUGGAGAAGAUCCACCUGGAUGAGAAGGCAUUUCGCUGGCACCAUAAUGAAGACCAAAUGGCUGUGGAGAAACUAUCUGAUGGGAUCCGGAAAUUUGCUGCAGAUGCAGUUAAGCUGGAGAGGAUGUUAAAGGAGCGAAUGUUCAGCGCUGAAAACGGGAAGUAAACCAAAAUCAGCAUUUCCCUGAGUGCUCCAGGGCUGGCUGAGUGGAUCACCUGAGGUUCAGUGGAUGUACAAAUGUCUUUCCUGUACAAGUAUCAUGCUGUGUAUGAUUAGAUUUCUGUACCAUGCUUUUUUUUUAUCAAUUUGCAAAGGGACGAAUAGAAUUUUGUGGCACUUUUGUCAAUAUACGCAAAUUAACACA
Messenger RNA from Acanthisitta chloris (rifleman), 1149 nucleotides. It is a transcript of the gene TALDO1, whose product is annotated as transaldolase 1. The annotation marks the transcript as partial. Gene Ontology annotation, cellular component: cytoplasm; intracellular anatomical structure. The transcript has 7 exons. Gene Ontology annotation, biological process: pentose-phosphate shunt, non-oxidative branch; carbohydrate metabolic process; pentose-phosphate shunt. The record is from RefSeq and is a predicted model, not a curated record. Gene Ontology annotation, molecular function: transaldolase activity. Lineage: Eukaryota; Metazoa; Chordata; Aves; Passeriformes; Acanthisittidae.